AUGAACUUGAUACCUGAAACAGAUAAAAUAGAUAUGGCUUAUUUAAAGUCAGAGAAGAUAGGGAAAGUUAUUACAAAAGGUUUGGCUGAGUUGUAUCGAGUGAAACCAUAAUUUCCUAUUGAAUAUUUAGCAAAAUGGUUGUUAAAUCAUAAUAAGACAGAAGCAAAUAGAGGUUCAAUGCAAGAUCAUAUGAGUCAUAAAGAGGCUUUAAUGUAAUUAAUAGAAAUAAUUCAGAGAGCAAUAGAAGAAGGAAUAGGAAGCUUAAGAAGAGAAAGAUCGUAAAGAGAAACAGUUACAAGAUGAGGAAAAUCUUAAGGAAAUGGAAUUUCAAAAUAUAAUUAAAACUCAUGAAUUCCAUUAAAAAUUAUUGGUUAAAGAUUUUUGUAAUCAUCUUUAAAAGAAGGGUCUUACAGGUGUAUAUGUAGGAUAUGUUGAUUUUCCAAGUAAAUAAAUAAAUGAAAAUGAUGAUGAUGAAAAUGCUCAUCUUGAUACAGAAUAACCAAAAUUGAUAAAAUAUAUAGGAGCAAAUGAUGAUCAUAAUUUUAUGAUUGGUUAAACACUCCCAUUAAAUGAAGUAGGAGUAACUGGAGAAGUAUUCAAAGAGAUUCCACCUCCUGAAGAAGGAUAAUAACCUUAAUCACCUAUAAUUUAUAUACCAGAUGUGACUAAAGAAUAGAAAUUAUUAUAUUUUAAAUGGAAAAAGUUGGGAGCAUUUUUAGCAAUUCCACUUAUAUAUUAAUCAUGUUUGUUUCCAGGUUCAUUAGAUGCUGGAAUAGAGGAGAGAUUGAGAUUCAAAAAAGCUGAUGUUGAAAAGAAAUUAGAGAAAGAAAAUAAAAUUAAUGAAUUUAAUGCUAGAAUAAAAGAAGCAACAGAGACAGAAUAAGAUCCAACUUCUAUUUAAGAAGAAUUAGAUUAAUAUUUAGCAAAUUGGUAAGAUGAAAGUGAAGCACCAUUUUAAUCAUAAAAACGAUAAUUUGUUGUAUGUUUUGAUACUUUGGGUAAAGAUGUUGGAAUUAAUGAGAAAGAUAGAUAAUAUUUUGAAGAUUAUGUGAAUUUAUUUGCAUAAAGUUGGAAUUAAAUGGAAUGCAAAUUAUUAUCAGAAGAUAUAGAUCAUAUGAUUGCUUAUUAAGAAUAAGGAGUAAAAGAAAGAUCAGAAGCAUUAACAAUUUAAGAAGAAUAAGCUGUAGAUUCUUAAUAAUCUUAGUAUGAUGAUUUAAAGGAUAAAGAAAAAGAAUUUUAAUUUGCAUUAAUUUCAAUAAGGGCAAGUACUGUUGCUCAAUAAAUUUAAUAAUUGCAAUAAGAAUUAUUUUCUUUAAAGUAAGUAAGAGUUCUUAAAUAUCCUGGUUUAUUAUUGGCUUUGAUGUUGUUUUUAAAUUAUAAUAAAGAGAAUUUAUUAGAGAAAGGAACUAAUCAAUUAGAUUGGACUGGAGUUAAACAUUAUAUUUGUGAAGAUUUAAUAUAAAAAAUAAUUGAUUAUGAAUAUAGAGGAGCUAAAAAUGAAGAAGUACCAAAAUAUGCUAAAUUGAAUAGAAUUUAAAAAAGAAUUAGUAAAUACAUUGUUGAAUAAGUUGAAGAAUAUAAUGUUUGUUAUGCUAAAAUAUUGAAAUGGAUGCAAUAUAUUAUAAAAUUAAGAGUUUUAGAUAUAGAAAUAAGAAGAGAAAAGAUUGCUAAUCUUAGAAAAUUAAUAUAAGAAACUACUGAAUAAGUAGCUAAAAUCAAAGAAGUAAUUUAUUGUAUCAAUUUAUUUAGGAAAAAGAAUAAAAAUUUGAAGAAUACAAGAAUUCUAUUUAAUAAUAAGAAGAUUAAGAACCACCAAAUAGAGAAGAAUGGGAACUUAAAUAUGAUGAAGAACAUCCUUUGCCUAAAAUUCCAGAAAAUGUACCAGAUGAUGUUGAUAAUGAUUUCGAUGAAGAAUGA
Messenger RNA from Paramecium pentaurelia, 1917 nucleotides. Lineage: Eukaryota; Ciliophora; Oligohymenophorea; Peniculida; Parameciidae. The record is from the annotation of a GenBank genome assembly.